CUCACCCCACGCUGCCCGCUGACCCUCACCGGCCGGCUGCGCCCUGACCGCGACCCAGCGGCGUCCCCGUCCCCGCCCGCCCGUGUCCUCAUCCCAUCCCGGACCCGUCCGUGCUCCAUCGCUGUCCCCAUCCGAUCGUGUCCCAUCCUGGUCCCCAUCCCAGCUGCAUCCUGACCCCAAGAUGCCCACACCCUGACCCCAAGCUGCACCUCACCCUCUCCCAUCUGCAUCCCAGUCCCACCUCAGCUGCAUUCCUGUCCCCGUCCACUUGUGUCCUAAUGCCACCCCAACCCCAUCCACGCUCUCUCCCGGCUGCAUUUCGACCCCAACCAUCCGCAUACACCCUGGCCCAGCUGCAUCCCAGUCCCCAUCCACCCAUGUCCUCAUCCCACCCUGGAUCCGUCCCGUUCCCAUCCAGAACCAAUCCAUCCACAUCCCAACUGCAUCCUGACCCUGAACUACCCAUAUCUUUUUACCUGGUGGGGGCUGACGGGAAAGCUGGGGAGGAACUUUUGAUGAGGGCACAUCGCGACUGGGUGAGGGGAAAUGGCUUUAAACUGGAAGAGGGGAGAUCCAGACUAGAUAUUAGGAAGAAAUACUUGACUGUGAGGAUGCUGGGACAGGCUGCGCAGAGGGGCUGGGGGUUCCCCAUCCGUGGGGGCAGUGGGGCCAGGUGGGAUGGGGCUUUGAGCAGCCCGGUGUGCUGGGAGGUGUCCCUGCUGGCAGUGGAGUGGGAGGAAUGAGAUGCUCUUGAAGUUCCCUUCUGACCCAAACUACGCUGUGAUCCAGCGAUUCUGGCUGCAUCCCUGCCUCCAUUCAGCCCCAACCCAGCUGUAUCCUGAUCCCAUCCCAAUCCCAUCCCAUUUGUGCCCCAGUCCCAUCCCAGCUGCCUCCUGACCCCGGUCUGCCGUCACCUUGACCCCAAGCUGUCUGCAUCCUGACCCAAUCCCAGCUGCACUCGUCCCCGUCUGGAUGUGUCCACCCUGAUCCUAUCCCGAUCCUAUACCAGUAGCAUCACAGCCCCAUCCCAGCUGCAUUUGAGACUGGCCCUGACUGCAUCCUGACCCCAGUGUGAUCCCAUCCCUUCUUGCGCCCUGACCCCCUCCUGCCCUCCCCAAACCCAGCCUCUCCUUGGAUAUGACCCCCAUUGCUCCUUUCACCCUGGGAGCUCCUCUCAGUGGGACGCGGGGUGGGGAUGGGGCUGCGAGGCCCCGCUCCUGCCCUGCUGCCCCUAAGGCUUCCGAGCCGCCUCCCAUCAACCCCCCUCUGCAGCCCCCCAGCUUCAGCCCCUUCCUGCAGAGCGACUACAGCGUGGCACUGCGCUGCAUCCGCACACUGGUGGCAGCCAGCAGCUUCACCAAACCCACGGUGCUGACGGCCGCCUCCACCCUCACCUUCAUACCCGAGGAGCUGGCAGUUUUCUGCCGGGAUUUCCGUCUGCUGCGCUUCCACUUCCCAGAGAACGGGCUGGGGCUGCAGGCGUUCCGGGUGAGGGGAUGGACGGCGUUCGGGGCGGGGGCUCAUGUAUGGUGUCGGCCCCGGGCUCCACGCUGCAGGUGGCCAAGGCCAUCGCACGAGUGUGGGGAUUGGGAUGUGGGAUCGGAAUGGGGCUGGGAUGCAGCCUGGUUAGGUUUGGGAUGGGGCUGGGAUGGGAUUGGGAUUGGGAUGCAGCUGUGUGGGGGCUGGAAUAAGGGCAGGGAUGCUGUCGGCUUGGGUCAUGUUGUAGAGAGAUUGGGGUCGGGAUGCAGCUGGGAUGCACUGGGUUGGAGCCUGGAUGGACUGGGAUGGGAUCAGGAUGGUUGUGGGGUAUGAUCAGGACACAGGUGGGUGGGGACAGGGACAUGGCUGGGAUGGGGCAGGGUGCAUCGGCUCGGGCUGGAUAAAGGCAGUGAUGCAGCUGGGAUAGUGUCAGGCUGCAGCCAACUGGGGUCAGGAUGUGUGCAGCUUGGGGGUCAGGAUGCAACUGGGAUGGGAUUGGGACAGGCUGGGAUGCAGCUGAAAUAGGAGCAGGAUGUGGCUGGGAUGGGAGCGGGAUGCAGCUGGGUUGGGGAUGGAAUAAGGGCAGGGAUGCUGCCAGUUUGGGGUCAGAGUGUGGGCAGACUGGGAUCAGGAUGCAGCUGGGACGCACUGGGAUUUGGCCUGGAUGGGACUGGGAUCGGACCAGGAUGGGUUCAGGAUGGGUCUGGGAUAGGACCAGGUUGGGAUCGGGAUAAGAGUGAGUGGGGACUGGGAUGCAGACGGGAUGGGGCUGGAUGGAAAUGGGAUGGGGCUGGAUGGGAC
Messenger RNA from Meleagris gallopavo (turkey), 2280 nucleotides. The record is from RefSeq and is a predicted model, not a curated record. NCBI's taxonomy places the organism in Eukaryota, Metazoa, Chordata, Aves, Galliformes, Phasianidae.